AUGGCCAGCAGCUCCAAGUCUUUCCUGGCCGAUGCAGGCUACGGUGAGCAGGAGUUGGAUGCCAACUCCGCCCUGAUGGAGCUGGAUAAAGGCCUCAGGUCUGGCAAGCUCGGGGAGCAGUGCGAAGCUGUCGUUCGUUUUCCCAGGCUCUUCCAGAAGUAUCCUUUCCCUAUUCUCAUUAAUUCAGCUUUCCUAAAGCUUGCUGACGUUUUCAGAGUAGGAAACAACUUCCUGAGGCUCUGUGUACUGAAAGUUACUCAGCAAAGUGAAAAGCACUUGGAGAAGAUCCUUAAUGUGGAUGAGUUUGUCAAAAGAGUUUUCUCAGUAAUUCACAGUAAUGAUCCUGUUGCUCGGGCUAUUACACUUCGGAUGUUGGGCAGCAUGGCGUCUAUUAUUCCAGAAAGGAAGAAUGCGCAUCACAGUAUUCGUCAGAGUUUGGAUUCUCAUGAUAAUGUGGAAGUUGAAGCUGCUAUAUUUGCUGCUGCCAAUUUUUCUGCACAAUCAAAGGAUUUUGCUGCUGGAAUAUGUAAUAAAAUCAGUGAGAUGAUUCAAGGUCUGGCCACACCUGUGGACUUGAAAUUGAAGUUGAUCCCUAUUCUACAGCACAUGCAUCAUGAUGCUAGCCUGGCCUCCAGCUCCAGGCAGCUGCUUCAGCAGCUGGUAACAUCAUAUCCCUCUACCAAGAUGGUCAUUGUUACUCUGCACACCUUUACUCUGCUUGCUGCUUCUUCUUUAGUUGAUAUUCCUAAACAGAUCCAGCUUUUGUUGCAGUACUUGAAGAAUGAUCCGAGGAAGGCUGUGAAGAGACUCGCAAUCCAAGAUUUGAAGUUGUUGGCCAAUAAGACACCACAUACAUGGAGCAGAGAAAAUAUUCAGGCGCUCUGUGAAUCUGCUCUUCACACUCCUUAUGACAGCUUGAAACUGGGCAUGCUAUCUGUUCUUUCCACAUUAUCGGGGACCAUUGCCAUUAAACAGUACUUCAGCAGUGCUCCAGGUAAGAAAACUGCGACUGCAAAGUCAUUUGAUUUGGUAAAACUAGCACAGGAGUGCUGUUACCAUAAUAACCGUGGCAUUGCAGCUCAUGGGGUGAGAAUUCUGACUAAUAUAUCAUCCUCUUGUCAGGAAAAAGAUCUUCUGCCUUUGGAGCAAGAUGCAGUCUUUGGCUUAGAAGCUCUUCUUGUUCUUUGUAGUCAAGAUGACAGUCCAGGAGCUCAGGCAACCUUAAAGAUCACGUUAACUUGUCUGGUGAAGCUGGUCAAGUGCCGUCCUCACCUGAGCCAGUCAGUAGUUGAAUGCCUGCUGACCCAGCUGCACAGUGCCCAGGAUGCUGCUAGGAUUCUCAUGUGCCACUGCUUAGCAGCUAUUGCUAUGCAGCUGCCUGUGGUAGCAGAUGGGAUACUAGAAGACCUAAUGGACCUGUAUAAAUUAAUUGGACAGUCUGCUACAGAUAAAAAACAGGAACUGCUGGUUUCUCUUGCCACGGUGAUAUUUGUUUCUAGUCAGAAAGCUUUAUCUUCAGAAAUCAAAACUGUUAUCAAACAGCAGCUUGAGAAUGCCUCUAAUGGAUGGACAGCAUACAGGAUAGCCAGGCAGGCUUCCAGAAUGGGCAACCAUGACAUGGCCAGAGAACUGUAUCAAAGUCUGGUGACUCAGGUGGCUUCAGAACACUUCUACUUCUGGCUGAACAGCUUGAAGGAGUUCUCCCAUGCAGAACAGUGCCUGACAGGUUUGCAGGAGGACAACUACAGCACAGCACUUUCUUGCAUUGCAGAAGCUCUGAAAUCCUAUCACAAAGGAAUAGCGUCACUGACGGCUGCUAGUACGCCACUUAAUCCUCUGAGCUUUCAGUGUGGAUUUGUGAAACUCAGGAUUGACCUUCUGCAAGCUUUUUCUCAACUUCUUUGUACCUGCAACAGCCUGAAAACAAGUCCACCACCAGCUAUUGCCACAACAAUUGCUAUGACAUCAGGAAAUGAUCUCCAGAGGUGUGGGCGCAUCUCGAACCAGAUGAAGCACUCAAUGGAGGAAUUUCGAAACCUGGCUACACGGUAUGCUGAUCUGUAUCAAUCAUCUUUUGAUGCAGACUCAGCAACUCUAAGGAAUGUAGAACUACAACAGCAGAGCUGCCUGUUGAUUUCACAUGCAAUUGAAGCUCUGAUUUUGGAUCCAGAAUCUGCAAAUUUCCAGGAAUAUAGCUCAAAUGGAACAGCACAUGUUGAGAGUGAAUAUGAAAGAAGAAUGAUGUCUGUUUUUAAUCAUGUACUGGAAGAAGUAGAAUCUCUCAACAGGAAGUAUACUCCGGUGUCUUACUUGCAUACAGCUUGUCUGUGCAAUGCUGUCAUAGCAUUGUUGAAGGUACCUCUUUCAUUUCAAAGAUACUUUUUUCAAAAGCUGCAGUCUACAAGUAUUAAGCUUGCUCUGUCCCCAUCCCCAAGGAACCCAGCAGAACCUAUUGCAGUACAGAACAAUCAGCAAUUGGCCCUAAAGGUAGAAGGAGUGGUUCAGCAUGGAUCUAAACCAGGCCUCUUCCGUAAAAUCCAAUCUGUCUGUCUAAAUGUCUCUUCAGUGCUGCAGAGCAAAUCUGGACAAGAUUAUAAGAUUCCCAUUGACAACAUGACCAAUGAAAUGGAGCAGAGAGUGGAACCACAUAACGACUACUUCAGCACUCAGUUUCUGUUGAACUGUGUGAUACUUGGCACCCACAACAUCACAGUAGAGUCCUCUGUGAUAGAUUCAAAUGGUAUUGUCUGGAAAACUGGGCCUAAAACAACUAUUUUUGUUAAAUCUCUUGAAGAUCCAUACUCCCAGCAGGUUCGUCUUCAGCAACAGCAAGGACAGCCACCAUCACAGCAGCAACAGCAGAGAACAGCAUAUUCACGGUUUUAAUUCCCAGAAGUGACUUUAUCUUGAUCAAUGGUGUUACAGUUUUUCUUG
Molecule: messenger RNA, 2934 nt
Organism: Indicator indicator
Lineage: Eukaryota; Metazoa; Chordata; Aves; Piciformes; Indicatoridae
Gene: INTS7
Product: integrator complex subunit 7
Exons: 20
Coding region: 1-2886 (961 amino acids)
Biological process (GO): snRNA 3'-end processing
Cellular component (GO): integrator complex
Source: RefSeq, a predicted model, not a curated record